Psylliodes chrysocephalus is the source of this 1611-nucleotide messenger RNA. The record is from the annotation of a GenBank genome assembly. NCBI's taxonomy places the organism in Eukaryota, Metazoa, Arthropoda, Insecta, Coleoptera, Chrysomelidae.
AUGUGCCCGAAGAGUCAAGAACUCGAGGCACCUGCUGAAAAGCUGAAAACCGAAAUUUCGUGGAGGUGGGAGUGGAGAAGACACGCCUCUAAAGGUGCUGAAACGCCCCUAUAUGUGUGGAUUCUUAUGCGAAUAUUUAGGCUUACGUUACAGAAAACAAUUAACAUUCAAUAUCCCAAACCAGGUCUAUACAUAGAGCACUUAGGACAAGGCAGGUUAGACCGAGGAAUGUUCAGGAUAGAAGUAAAAUUUAACAAGUCACAGAUUGCUAAAGAUUUUGGUGAUGCAUCAAAAGUGGUGGAAGAUUUCACAAAUCUCUGUCAGUAUACCACGGAACUGUCUCAAGAAACCCAUUGCAACAUUCUCCUGUGCCAUUUAAUAGAACAAGAAAAACAGUUGCAAAAAUUUAAUGCAAGCUUAACCACAAACGUAGAACGUUUUAAAAGAGGUAUUCUUGGAAAACUGCUAACAUCUGUAUUUGGUGUCAAUGACGAAGUGUAUCAAGAUAUUAAAGCACUGCAACAAAAUCAAGAAGAACUCAUAAAAACAACUAACCAUCAAAGUAAGAUAAUGAUAUCUACAUUAUCCAAAAUCAACGACACAGAAGUUAGAAUACAAAACCAACUAGAACGCUUUAGAUCAAAACUCAACCAAGGCCUCGAUGCAAUACAUGAUAUGCAAAGUUGGUACAAUAAAGUCGAUGUCAACACCCUAAACAUUCAUACUUUAAGUGCCUACCAGAUUGGAUCAAACUUCCUAAGUAAAUUAACACAUCACUAUUCCCGAAUUCUAGAUAUUCAGUUUAAUAGAGGAACUCUGUACGAUUUAAUGUCGCCUGCUCACGUAAGAGAAAUCAUUGCGUCAGCUAACCAAAAGCUGCCAGCAAAUUUAAGAAUACUCUCCUCUCCAACGAUAAACAUAGCACUAGAAAACACCGAUAAAGAAAUCCAGAUCCUCAGUUCCUUUGUGAUACUAGACAUCUCAAACUAUGAGCUGAUCAGAGUCACACCUACACCAUUCCAUCUGGCAAACGGCUCCUACUACCUACUAGAUAUAUCAAGAAAUCUUAUUGCCAUCGACUAUAAUAAUAAUUUGUACUUCGAACUCAGCGAAGAAGAAAUUAACCACUACCUUCCAGUUCCAAAUCAUCAGUAUAUAUGUUCACCUUCUGCCGUAAGAAAUAUUGAGACCAGUCCUAAUUGUGUUAUCGAUGAAAUUUAUGAGAGACCAGGACGCAACUACUGUCACGUAAGGAAAUUUUCAACAUCUUCAGUUGUAUGGCAACAGCUACACAUGCCCAACACAUGGCUGUUUCUCACGGACAAACCUACUAGGAUAGCUGUAACAUGCAGUGGUAUUAGAGAAGACGUGUUAUUGAACAUUACAGGCAUUAUAAAACUGUCAGAAGACUGUGUCAUUAAGACAAACCAAAAUAUCCUGCAACCAAAGCAUGAAUUUCUUCCUGCAGAUAUCUUCACAGAUCGUCCAAAUCCGGAAAAUGAUUUAUCGGUAGACAUUUCUCUGGACCAAAUUAUUCCAGAAAAUCCAGAAAUACAAAUUGACAAUCAACUGAUUGCGCUGAAACUCAAAAUACCUACCUCUAAAAAUUGA